Molecule: messenger RNA, 1755 nt
Organism: Lacerta agilis (Sand lizard)
Lineage: Eukaryota; Metazoa; Chordata; Lepidosauria; Squamata; Lacertidae
Product: vomeronasal type-2 receptor 26-like
Exons: 6
Coding region: 1-1755 (584 amino acids)
Biological process (GO): G protein-coupled receptor signaling pathway
Cellular component (GO): membrane
Molecular function (GO): G protein-coupled receptor activity
Source: RefSeq, a predicted model, not a curated record
AUGUCACAGUUGAAAACACGCAACACGGUGAUGACAAAGUUCUACCAGCACAUCCUUGCUUUGGUGUUUGCUGUUGAUGAGAUCAACAAGAAUCCCCGGAUCUUGCCCAAUGUCUCUCUGGGAUUCCACAUCUAUGAUAGCUAUUAUGAUUCAAAGAUGGCCUACCGAACAACUCUGGACCUGCUCUUUAAAUCACAUCACUUUGUUCCCAACUACAGGUGUGGCAUCCAGAAAAAUGUAAUAGGAGUCAUUGGGGGACUUGGCUCUGAUACCUCCUGGAGCAUGGCAAACGUCUUAGGUCUUUUCAAGAUUCCACAGAUUUCAUAUGGUUCAUUUGAACCAGCCAUAAAUGAUGGAACCAAGUUCCCUUCCUUUUACCGCAUGGUCCCGAAUGAAGAUCAUCAGUACAAGGGAAUAAUCCAGUUACUUCUGCAUUUUGGGUGGAAAUGGGUCGGGCUGAUCACUCCAGAUAAUGAAGCUGGAGAACGUUUCUUGCAGCUCCACUCAUUCCUGCAGAGAAAUUCAUUCAACAACAGUGCUGGGGAUGAAAUUACAUUCAAUGAAUAUGGAGAAUUAGCAGCUGGCUUUGAUAUUACAAACUUGGUCACGUUCCGAAAUGGAUCAUAUGUCAGGGUCAAAGUGGGAAGGUUGGAUCCUCAGGCCCCUCCUGGAAAAGAGCUCACCAUUAAUGAGGAGAGAAUCAAAUGGCACAGAGACUUCACUCAGGUGCCACCCCCUUCUCUAUGUAAUGACAACUGCAAUCCUGGUUACCGGAAGAAAAAGAAGGAGGGAAAGAAGUUUUGCUGCUAUGAUUGUGAUCCAUGUCCAGAAGGAAUGAUUUCAAAUGAGAAAGACAUGGAAGCAUGUGUCAGUUGCCCAGCAGAUCAAUAUCCAAACAAGGGCCAGGAUCUAUGCAUUCCUAAGAUUCCAAACUUGCUAGCCUUUGAUGAAACCCUGGCCAUUGUUGCAACUUCCUCUGCACUUUUAUUCUCUCUGAUCACAAUUCUGGUGCUUGGCAUCUUCAUUAAGCAUCGGAAUACAGCCAUAGUCAAAGCCAACAACCGAAACCUCACCUAUGGUCUCCUCAUCUCCCUCCUCUUGUGUUUCCUCUCUUCUUUGUUGUUUAUUGGAAAACCUAAUAAGGUGACUUGCCUUCUCCGACAAAACACUUUUGGCAUUGUCUUUUCCGUGGCCCUCUCCAGCAUCUUAGCCAAAACCAUACUGGUGGUUUUGGCAUUCAUGGCUACCAAACCAGGAACCAAUAUGAGGAAAUGGGUAGGCAAAGAACUGGCUUAUUCCAUUGUCUUUUCCUGUUCCAUUGUUCAAGUAGGGAUCUGUGUCCUCUGGCUGGCAACCUCUCCCCCUUUCCCAGAUGUGGACAUGCACUCAAUGAAGGAAGAAAUCAUAUUUCUUUGUAAUGAAGGGUCAGUCCUCAUGUUCUAUUGUGUUUUGGGCUAUAUGGGCUUCCUGGCCACUGUCAGCCUCACAGUCGCCUUCCUAGCCAGGAAGUUGCCUGACACUUUCAACGAAGCCAAGUUCAUCACCUUCAGCAUGCUGGUCUUCUGCAGCGUUUGGCUAUCCUUCAUUCCCACCUACCUGAGCACCAGAGGGAAAUACAUGGUGGCUGUGGAGAUCUUCUCCAUCUUUGCUUCUGGUGCUGGGUUAAUGGCUUGCAUUUUCACCCCUAAAUGCUACAUUAUUGUGGUGAGGCCUGACCUGAACAACAGAGAGCAGCUAACACAAAGAAAGUUAUAA